Molecule: messenger RNA, 195 nt
Organism: Pyricularia pennisetigena
Lineage: Eukaryota; Fungi; Ascomycota; Sordariomycetes; Magnaporthales; Pyriculariaceae
Exons: 2
Coding region: 1-195 (64 amino acids)
Source: RefSeq, a predicted model, not a curated record
AUGGAAAUUCCACGCGCGGUAGUUUUUACCGUAACGAUACGGUUAAUACAAACUUUUAAGGAUUUAAAAUUCGAGGAAAAGCGCGCGUUAUUAGAAACGAAACGUAUUACGUUUUUAAAUAACCCGUUACUGGAUAGGCCACCGGGAUUUAACGGUCUUAUAUUUGUGGAAGACUUUUGUAAUGGCGGCCAAUAA